AUGUCGACAUUUCUUCGUUUAUUCUUUAUGUAUUUAAUGGCUACUUUAUAUAUCAUUGCUGGCAUUUUUCACUUUUUAACACCAAAUUUUUAUCUUUCGAUUAUGCCACGUUAUAUGACAUAUCAUCUUGAACUUGUUUAUUUAUCAGGUGUAUGCGAGAUUAUUUGUGGUUUAAUGAUGUUUUUUAAACGUACACAAAGAUUAGGUGCUUGGCUUACUAUUGCCUUACUUAUUGCUGUUUAUCCAGCUAAUAUUCAAAUGACACAAGAUUUUUGGGCAAAUAAUCAUCCACAAAAAUAUGUAACAUUAGCUCGUCUUCCGUUUCAAUUUGUUUUUAUAUGGUGGGCAUAUCAAUAUACAAAACCGAUUCAACAUUCUAAAUUAAAUUAA
Messenger RNA from Rotaria sp. Silwood2, 390 nucleotides. NCBI's taxonomy places the organism in Eukaryota, Metazoa, Rotifera, Eurotatoria, Philodinida, Philodinidae. The record is from the annotation of a GenBank genome assembly.